CACUUUUUUAGAAGUCACGUCAGUUAGGAAGAGGAGCUCGAUCCACCUGAUGAUCCUAGGCUCAGUCCGCUCCACAUGACUUACCAAGGGACGGCAAAUUAAUCUACCUCUUACAUUAAACACAUCUAGAGCGCGUUUUAUAUUGCUCGGAAAUCGACCUUUUUGGAACUCGUGAAUAUUUUACAGAACAAUAAAGUAACGAAAUAGUUCAUUAUCAAGCCUAAAAUAUUGCACUACGUUUGAUUGUUUUUUUGUUUGUUUGUUUGUUUUUUCGCCGUAUUAAUAUUAGCUUAUAUUUUUGCACUUGAGCAUUUUUGUGAGGAUGCAUACCACCCAAAAGGACACCACGUAUACCAAGAUAUUUGUCGGUGGUCUUCCGUACCAUACAACGGAUUCCAGUCUAAGGAAAUACUUUGAAGUGUUUGGGGAAAUUGAGGAGGCUGUGGUGAUUACCGACAGGCAGACUGGAAAGUCCAGGGGUUAUGGAUUUGUGACCAUGGCAGACCGCUCUGCCGCAGACAGAGCUUGUAAGGACCCCAACCCCAUCAUUGAUGGCAGGAAGGCCAAUGUUAACCUGGCUUAUCUGGGAGCCAAGCCACGGGUGAUGCAGCCAGGUUUUACCUUUGGUGUCCCUCAGAUUCACCCAGCUUUCAUCCAAAGACCAUAUGGGAUCCCCACUCACUACGUGUACCCACAAGCCUUCAUGCAGCCCAGCGUGGUCAUCCCCCACAUCCAGCCAACUGCGGCCUCCGCCACCGCAUCCUCGCCUUACAUCGACUACACGGGCGCAGCAUACGCUCAGUACGCCAGCGCAGCAACUGCUGCGGCCGCCGCAGCCUACGAGCAGUAUCCGUACGCGGCCUCUCCUGCCGCAGCUGGCUACGUAGCUACCACCGGCUAUGGCUACGCCAUGCAGCAGCCUCUGGCCACCGCUGCACCAGGAUCUGCAGCCGCAGCCGCUGCAGCCUUCGGUCAGUACCAGCCCCAGCAGCUGCAAGCUGAACGGAUGCAAUAGCAACCAAUGAGGCGAACGGGAGAUGUGCGGGGGGGUUGACACCCAGCGACUGCUACUAGAUGAUGAAGAUGUAGAGAAUGAUGAAGAAAAUAGGUGCUGGUUGUGGGUUGAUUGCAAGAGGAAGACGGGGAGAAUACGGGAGGGGAAUAGUAAUUGGUAGAGAUUAUUAGUGAGAUGGGAACUCCAUUGCUUUCCAACUUGCUGUGAUUAAAACCAGAACAAAGAAAAAAAAACAAAAAGUUUGCAUAAAAAGAUGGAAUCUAGCUUUAUAUUAUGAUCAUUAUCAAUAUCAAUAUUAUUGUUAUCUUUAUUACUAUAAUUAAUAUUAGAGUAGAAUAUUUAUUGGGAAAGGAGGAGUGCAGUGACUAAUCACUGUGGUAUAGGCGCGUUGUAGACGAAACCUUUAGUCCCGAUGCUGUCAUUAAUGUAGGCGUCCGUUUUUUCGAAGGACACUUGGAAAUGUCCCACAGUGUUUUGAUUCAAAGGCCCCUUUACCUUUAUAUUUAUUCUCAUUUUUUUGAAGGGCUCUUUUUGUUCUGUCUUCUCAAGUGCAUUUUUUUUUUUUUUUUUUUUUUUUUUUUUAUCAUCAGGGAAAUGGAGCAUUUUUCAGCGAAUUAGAAAAGACAAACUCUACCAAUCAGGGAUAAGUAGACCUAACUGUGGCAAAAUGGAGAGCGAUCCAGUGUUAGCAUGUUUUAUGUGUUCUGAACUACCUUUUUAUCUAUCUGAUGCUGAAUGUCCUCCUUUCUCCUGUCUGACUCCUGUCUUGACCUCUUGACCUAUGCAAAGCAAACAUGGGGACAAAACAAAGUGCAGGAAAAGGAGCGAUUUUCUCUUGCUCCCCCAAAAAGGGCAUCGAACAAUUUGAAGGCACAAAAGACGAUAAGACUGCAAUGUAUUGUAUUAUAUGCUUAUAAACACACAUGGAAUAACACAUACACAGUUACACACAGAUUUAAGUGUAAACGUGUCUGUCUUGGGUUGAGGAAAGCUGCAUAAACACAUACAAAGAAAAAAAAAUGACUACGUUGGGAAAAUGACUUGGGGGGGAAAAUGCUCAGUGUUAGAAACUAGUACUAGAAUCAGAGAGCAACAGCUGUGUUGAAAGAAACGUGCACUGAUACACACACAAACACACACACGGAGUGCUCUGGAAAGAUCACUGGUGCUCGUCUGUUGAGCUUUCACGGUUUAAUCCCUGGACCCAUUUUGGAGCAGGUCCUGCUAUGGCUCUGUCAACAGUCCCUAUCCUCUUCCUAGAGAUGUUUUGGGCACUUGAGCAAAGACCACCUGUACAUCUUCCCAGUAUCUCCCAAUGUCCUCUUCUAUGGAUCUCUCUCAUGAGUGACUCCUCGCUGGAUCAACACGAGGAACCGUGAUAAGAGAGGGGGGUUAACUGAAGCUUUUCACCUUAUACAAAUGGACCGCUAUCAGUCAACACCAAUGAUAAACGAUCUCUGAUCUUUAUAUGUUCAGUAAGAACUAUGUCUGAGCACCAGCACACAUUUACAAGGUCUACGUAUUUCAAUGAGCAACUCUUUACAAAACAGCACUAAAGCGAAAAGGAUCCCAGUCUGUGCAUACAAGGGUUCUUUGUGUGCCUUACAUUUGUAAUGCUAUUUAAAGAGAAAAAAGACGUGCUAUUUAAGAUAUUUAUUUUGAGUUGACUUAUGUUGCGCUCUAAGAUCGCAGACUUAGAAGCGGUACUGUAUGGAUAUAAUGUAUUCAUCUCAUGGCAUAUUAUUAUUAUAAGUUAUUGAGGAGGCUUAGUUGUAGUAUUAUUAACAUACUCAACCAAAAAUGUUGGUGUAGGACUUAUUUAAGAUACAAUUCUGUAUGUGUACUGUACAAUUCUUUUUUUUCCUCCAUACCUUUUGGAAUUUUAGAACAUGACAUUAAAUAUUGGCUAGUUAAAUGCCUAUUGACAUUUAUUUUAUUGCAGGCCGGUUACUCCAGGCAUGUUAUCUCCAUUUGUCAUAUCUAAAACUGUUUAAAAGACUUUAUAAAAAAAAAAAGAAAAAGAAAACCUGGCAAAACAAUAAGGGACAUGCUGCUUCAUACACUAGAAUGUAUUGUCAAUGUCAAGGAUGGAUGCUGUGCUUAUAUUGCUUUAUGCAUCAGAUGGGCUAUUUUACACUGUUGAGAAUUUUUAUACUUGAACUCUUUCUUACAAGGGAAAUCUUAAAAAAAAAAAAAAAAAAAAAUACAACAGAAAAAACCAAGGAAAUUUUGCAUUUUCACUGGAUUUGGGCAUAUAAAGUGUUAUUGACAAUUUAAAUACAAACGUUCUGUAGGUAUUUAAGACUUAUUUCAGAUUUUCAACACUAUUUAUUCGUAAUGGAAAUAAAAGGUUCUAUAUUUAAACCUCAA
Myxocyprinus asiaticus (Chinese sucker) is the source of this 3385-nucleotide messenger RNA. It is a transcript of the gene rbm24a, whose product is annotated as RNA binding motif protein 24a. Bases 323 to 1015 code for a protein of 230 amino acids. The record is from RefSeq and is a predicted model, not a curated record. Gene Ontology annotation, molecular function: mRNA 3'-UTR binding. NCBI's taxonomy places the organism in Eukaryota, Metazoa, Chordata, Actinopteri, Cypriniformes, Catostomidae. Gene Ontology annotation, cellular component: cytosol. The transcript is spliced from 4 exons.